Messenger RNA from Penicillium angulare, 1521 nucleotides. RefSeq names its product MFS transporter. The record is from RefSeq and is a predicted model, not a curated record. The transcript has 4 exons. Gene Ontology annotation, biological process: transmembrane transport. Gene Ontology annotation, molecular function: transmembrane transporter activity. Bases 1 to 1521 code for a protein of 506 amino acids. NCBI's taxonomy places the organism in Eukaryota, Fungi, Ascomycota, Eurotiomycetes, Eurotiales, Aspergillaceae.
AUGGGCAAGAACGAGGUGGGUAGUAAAUCUAUCAUGGAAAAGAUCCUGUCGAGCAUCUCGUGUCAGCAUUCACAUCAGGUGGAAAUACAUACCCACAGACUUGAACAUCUGAAAACAGAUAGCGAGCAUCUCGUGCAAUUUGAUGGACCGGAGGAUCCGUAUAACCCGCUUAAUUGGACCUUGACCAAAAAGGCCGUGACAACAAUUCUGUAUGGCUUGAUUAUGAUGGGUUCGGCAUGGGCGAGUUCUGCAUACUCGCCUGCGAUUUCCGAUAUAGAUAAGGAAUACACAAUACCGAAUGAAGUGGGACAACUAGGCACAUCUCUUUUCCUGUUAGGUGUGGGGUUAGGCCCACUGCUAUGGGCCCCUUGCUCCGAGGUAUAUGGGCGGAGAAUCGCCGUCCUGGGCCCUUAUGCUAUAGCUACAAUCUUGAGCUUUGCUACUGCAGUCUCCAAAGACAUACAAUCUAUUAUGAUAACACGGUUUUUUACUGGCUUCUUCGGAUCUGCUCCAAUUACAAACGUUGGUGGCGUUUUGGCUGAUAUAUGGAGUCCAGAGCAUCGAGCUCUCGCAGUGACUGUGUAUGCCCUUACGCUUGUUUCUGGGACAGUCAUUGCGCCUGUGGUGGGUGGUGGACUUGUAGUGCAAGAUAUUAGUUGGAGAUGGACUGAAUAUAUAACUGGUAUGAUCAUGGGUCUAGUUUGGCUUUUGGGGUUUAUCUUCUUAGAUGAAAGUUAUCCGCCUGUGCUGCUUGUCUAUAAGAGUCGUCGCCUCCGUCUCCGAUCAGGAAAUUGGGCUCUCCACGCACGACAUGAGGAAUGGGAUAUCAGUCUAAGAGAAGUAUCUAGUAAAUACCUGAUUCGCCCAUUCCAGCUCCUUCUUACCCCGAUUUGUUUCUUGAUCGCUCUAUAUGCCUCUUUCGUUUAUGGAAUUCUCUAUCUCAGCCUGGCUUCAUUUCCAAUUGAGUUCCAAGAACUACGAGGGUGGAAUGCGCUCAUCGGAUCGCUACCUUUCCUUGCACUACUACUGGGAUUUCUCCUCGGCGCCCUUGUGAAUAUUAUCAAUCAACGAUUCUAUGCCCAGAAGUUUCGGGCAAACAAUAACCGGCCUGUCCCUGAAGCGCGUCUUCCACCAAUGAUGGUUGGCUCGGUUUUCUUCGCUGCAGGCUUGUUCAUCCUUGGCUGGACCAGUGGCUCGAACAUAUUCUGGUUUGGAUCAAUCUGUGGUGCUGUAUCUACAGGCUUGGGCUUCUUUACUAUCUUCCAAGCCGCGUUGAAUUACCUCAUCGACACGUUUCAAAAAUAUUCUGCUAGCGCUGUGGCCGUGAACACAUUCCUUCGAAGCGUGUUUGCGGGGUGUUUUCCUUUGUUUGUUAAUAAAAUGUUUCAUCGCAUGGGGGUUCCUUGGGCUUCGAGCGUUUUGGGGUUUGUUUCUAUUGGGCUGAUCCCUAUCCCGUUUUUGUUCUAUAUCUUUGGUCAGCGUCUGAGAGCGAGGAGUAAAUGGUCAAGAGAGUCUGUAUAG